AUGAAGACCAAGAAACAAAACACCAAUAACCAAAUGAUUGGUGAUAAAUUAGCUCAGAACAUCAACAAAGCUGAUAAGUAUAGAAUAAAUAACACCAAAGAGACAGAGCAGCAGAAGAAUACCAACAACAUAAGCAGGAAAAUGAUCAAAAGGCAAGAAAAACAGAAAAGAAAUAAUAAGAAACAAGAGGUGGAGAAUAACAAUAAUUUGUAUAGUGAAUCUGAAUCUGAGGGGCAAAUUAUUAAGCAACAGCAGGACAAAUACAAAAGGGAGAUGAACAACAACACAGAAGAGGAGGACUUGAACGAUAUAUCUUGUGAGGAAGACUCUGAUAAUGACACAGAUCAAGAGGAAGAAGAAUCAACCUAUGACUCUGCUACUGAAUCUGAAGAAUCAGAUGAUCAACAAGACUCUGAUAGUGAUGCAGUGGCAAAUAGUCUAUCAGAAGCCUUUACAGGACACCAACCAAAUGAAGAAAUUGCAGCUGCAUUUGGAGAUAUUGCUGAUAAAGUCAAAUUGUCGCCUAGAGGAGAAUCCUCUUUUAGGGUAGAAAGGGAUACAAUCAAAGGCAAAGGGGACAGAGCUCAAUGA
Solanum stenotomum is the source of this 591-nucleotide messenger RNA. RefSeq lists its product as uncharacterized. The transcript has a single exon. The coding region runs from base 1 to 591 and encodes 196 amino acids. NCBI's taxonomy places the organism in Eukaryota, Viridiplantae, Streptophyta, Magnoliopsida, Solanales, Solanaceae. The record is from RefSeq and is a predicted model, not a curated record.